This is a messenger RNA of Octopus sinensis (East Asian common octopus), 598 nucleotides long. Its product is annotated as chitin-binding domain protein cbd-1-like. Gene Ontology annotation, molecular function: chitin binding. Gene Ontology annotation, cellular component: extracellular region. The record is from RefSeq and is a predicted model, not a curated record. The transcript has 4 exons. The coding region runs from base 77 to 517 and encodes 146 amino acids. Lineage: Eukaryota; Metazoa; Mollusca; Cephalopoda; Octopoda; Octopodidae.
UAUACAUAUGUAUAUAUACAUAAGCUAAACCGCUGAUAAAACAUUAUCUGCAAAAUAACAAAACACAAGAGCCAUUAUGAAGCUUCUGGUAUUAGUUCUUACUUUAAUCGCUGCCAAUUUAAUCGUCCUACAGCAAAGUACAGCCACCGACGUUGGCGUUGAUUGUUCCACAGUGCCUGAUGGUUACUACGAGAUAAGCUGCAAGAGUUUCGUUCAAUGUAAAAAUGGCAAGAAGUAUCAACAUUACUGUAAAGGAAACACUGUCCUCGAUAAAAGAGACAUGAAGUGUAAAGAUCCUGACGAUGUACCUAAACCAUGUGGAGAAUACAGAGACUGCAGUAAGCGUAAAGAUGGUCGUUAUCCAGAUCUUGAUAACAAAUGCAAAUCUUACUUUACCUGUGAGAAUGGUCACUUUAUGGGACACAAUCUAUGCCCGGCCGGUCUCGUCUUCUCCAAGAAGUUACAACUGUGCGACUGGCCCUACAAUGUAAAACCGCCGUGUGGAACAAAGCAAUAGCUUUCAUACUUUAUAAAGCUCGAAGUGAAUUGAAGCUAUGAUGUAUUUUUAAUUAUGCCUCAAUAAAGAAUAUAAAACGAG